AUGUUUUGUUUACCAAGAUCAACAAUACAUGUUCUCGUAGCUUCUACGGCUCUAGUCAGUACCAAGUACAUUAUAAAUGACCAGGGCUAUCAUUAUCCAUUACAUUUAUUCACCCUACAAGCCUCAUUAGUUGUCUCCAUCUUGACCCUCCAAAGGCUACUGAACACCAGUGCCUCCUAUUCGCGGUUACGAUGGGUUUUCUCGCCAGAUGAUCUUGGCGUGGAGCCGGCGGCCUUUCAAAAAUCUAAGACGCUCCUUAUUGGGUUAAUAUCAUUGGCUGCAGCUUUGCCAUUGUUUGCACAAGCCAUCAUGCACUCUUUCAAUCUUUCAACCUUGGUGAUGCUGCUGACGCUCGUGAUUCUCAUCUCGUUUAUGAUGGCUCAUGCUGGAUUGCAACCAAUUCGAAAAGCGGGCAUGACGACCAUCCUACUUGGAUUCAUUAUGUUAAUUCUAUACGACGAAUAUCGACUCUCGGUCAAUGGGUUGCUGUUCGCCGUGCCAGCGUCUGCUUUAUUGGCUUUGGCCAAGCUUUCCCUAUCACAUUCAUCGAAACCCGUACACGACAUAGAGAUGGACAGUCGACGGACUCUAUCAUGGCAAGCUGUGAUGCUCAUCACGAUCUCUGCGAGUCUUGGCAUUACAUCGAUUUGGGCCUUCACAAUUGAAGACACCCUGCUAGCAUUCGCUUAUAUACGCCAACUCAACAUAGUUGCCAUGUUUUUGACAUCUGGUCCGUCCGUUUUCACAACUUGCAAUUUCCUCGGAUCCAAUCAGUAUGUUGAAGUAUCCGUAUGUGCAAAUAUGCUUCUUUUCGGAGGUGUUAUUUCACUUGCAAGCAGCCAACUUCUCGAACCCAGCGUUUCAACAAUAGUACAACCCACAGCAUUUGUUGCUAUCAUGAUCUUCUCAGCCGUGGUAUUUCGAUGUGAGCAACUAAGUCCACGGCCAUAUGAAAAGACAUCCCAGGAAGGGUAUCAGAUAGUCACUCAUCAGUCGACAAGUGGUCUGGAGAACACCAAUUCGAUGGACUUUGUUAAAACGCAACCGGGGAACAUGAGGCAUAACAGUUCCGUUACUCUUGCUUUCGCAGCGGGAAUCGUAUUGUGGAUUCUGUUCGCUGCCCACAACAGCCUACUCUUCCGAAACCCAGUCGAGACAAGGUCGGAAGCAAUUCUAGAUCACACAUACAGACCAACAAUCGAUAUCGAUAUCGUCGUCAGCAUGUACAAAGAAGACGUUUCUUCAGUCGCCGAGAUGCUAUCCCAUCUACGAUCACUCUCCGCACUCGCAGGAUGA
Molecule: messenger RNA, 1296 nt
Organism: Glarea lozoyensis ATCC 20868
Lineage: Eukaryota; Fungi; Ascomycota; Leotiomycetes; Helotiales; Helotiaceae
Exons: 6
Coding region: 1-1296 (431 amino acids)
Source: RefSeq, a predicted model, not a curated record